This is a messenger RNA of Babesia sp. Xinjiang, 2484 nucleotides long. RefSeq names its product putative translation factor protein. Gene Ontology annotation, cellular component: mitochondrial outer membrane. Gene Ontology annotation, biological process: lipid metabolic process; positive regulation of translation; transmembrane transport. The record is from RefSeq and is a predicted model, not a curated record. The transcript is spliced from 6 exons. The coding region runs from base 1 to 2484 and encodes 827 amino acids. Gene Ontology annotation, molecular function: ribosome binding; GTP binding. Lineage: Eukaryota; Apicomplexa; Aconoidasida; Piroplasmida; Babesiidae.
AUGAGAGGCGAAUUCAAGAACAAGGUUGAGUAUGCUGGCGGGAAGUCGGUGGUAAUGGAGUACACGGUCCCCAUGAUCGAAAUAAUAUCCACCUUUUUUGACAACCUGAAAUCCAUAACCAACGGUUUCGGGUCGUUUGACUAUGAGGGGACGGUAUACCGUGAAAUAGAUCUGUGUAAAUUAAGAGUGGUGAUAAACGGUGAAGAAGCGCCAGGUCUAGCUAUGUUAGUGGCUAAGGACAACGCAUACAAGUCUGGCAAACUUCUCGUAGAAACUCUGAGGGACGUUAUUCCACCUAAACAGUUCAAGAUACAUUUGCAAGCAGCAAUAGGUAAACGUGUCAUUGCAGCAGUCAGCAUCCCAGCUAUACGUAAAAACGUCACUGAGCGUUGUAGCGGUGGAGACCCUUCACGCAAGAAGAAACUACUCGACAACCAGGCAAAGGACAACUAUGACGGCUUCAGGCUAGAAGCUGACAGACAAAUCACCAGUAACAUGCAAGUCAGCCAUUCGUUAUUCCUAGGAACCAUAAUGAGUGAACUGGGAUAUCUCUAUCAAAUUGGAACCAACUAUGCCAGUUCUGAUGGAAACUGCCUGGCCAUGGCAAAAAUAGGACUCGACGGUAUGAUCACCGCAAGAGCAUUUUCUAAACAAGGUGACUAUGAGAUCAAGGGUAGUGGGAAUUCAUUUUUGCGCUACGACACUCGCAACGCAUACGAAGCUGGUGUCGACUACGUGGGAAACGGAUGGACAGCCUCGCUAAAGGGUGCCUGGCAAGGAACGUGGAUACUUAACGCAGCUUACACGCAACAACUAUUGCCCAGUCUAACACUAGGUUCCGAACUCACCUAUGUUGUGGCUAACGGUACAUCCAUAGGUGCAAUCGCAGGGCGAUAUGUCUCGGGGGGACACAUAUUUACAUGCCAAUGGUCGAAACAGCCAAACUUCAAGAGCAUGGAUUACACAAUACAAGAAACAGAUACCGCCAGAAUGCAAUACGUAAGACGCAUCAACGAAAGGCUUGCACUAGCGACCGAAUUAGAAGUCACACCUGCUACGAAGGAAUCGGCCCUGCAUCAUCUGUGUAACGACGAAUCGUCAAACAUUGAUUCCACGAGCUCGAGCGAUGAGACAUAUGCGUCGGCGCGUUGUGAGGAAGAUGAACAGCGCAACAUAAACGACACAUCGCCAACAGAUUCUAGAACACAGACACACUCGCUGUCGCCAAGCGUCCACUCUGACAUACAGUCACGCAGUGCAGACGGUGAUGGCUUAACUGAUGGGGAUUCAGAUGGCUCGUCAUCCGAAGAUGAGCCUGUUGCAGAAGCAGAUCCGUUCGAAGGAUUCACAACGGUUGGUCACAGCAAUGGAGGAGGGAAAACUUGGGGAAAGUCGGUAUUCAGCGCAUUAAAUAUUUAUAAUAAGGCAAGUAAACUGGUGAGUAAAACUCUGAUGUCUCCGAGGGAACCGGAGACGGAAGCAGAUGCUGAUGCUGGACCAUGGGACGACUUCGCUUGUCCCCAAAGUGCUGCCAACAAUCUGCGCAUUAUUACAGGCGAAAUCAGCGGUCCUGAGGAUAUGCACGUCGCAUUGCAAAAUCGGGGGUUCUACACGAUUUUCUUGAGAACGCAGAGAGCUGUGGAUAGGAAAAAACAAGGCAUAGAUGUAUUCAAGGUCAAGUUCACAUAUAAAAUACUAGACUUCAAGAGACAAAAGAUAGAAGUAAAACCAAACGGAGGAGCGUUCAUAACUCAUGGUGUAUUCGGAGAUGACAACUUCUCUUUCGCCAACCAGGGGACAGUUACUGUCACAUCAAAAGCAACCAAGAUAUUGCUAAUAUACGCAACACAGGAUGCAAUCGGAGAGUUCUCAAUAUCAUCCAAUCUAUUAAAUAUGAAGCCCACGGUAUUUUAUAGGAUAGUACAUUGUGGAUGGUGCUCACCAGUGCCUCUCAGCAUUUCACCAAGGUUCAAGCUACGCAUACUGUCGAUAGACAGCUGCGAUAAUCUGGGCACUACCGCUCUAGCCGCAUUAUAUGCCAUAGAGCAACGACUGAGCUCAAUACAAGGUAUAAACUCCAAUAUAUCGGACUAUUUCGACCUUAUUUGUGCAUCUGGAUCAGGUGCUAUCAUCGCACUAUGUUUACUCAAGGGAUACUCUGCCAGGGAACUAAGGGUACAGUGGCAGAGUAUACUAGAGCAGCUCUUCAAGUGGAGGCAUUCAAUGACCUACGGAUUAAUAUCCGAUGACGCCAACGUCAACAAUUUUGUCCGAUCAUGGAUAGAUAUACUAGGCACAGAUUUUAUGUGCAGCAAACCAAGGCCCUUGUGCGCCCUCACUUCCACAAAUGUUAAGGCUACAAAACGUGAGCUGUUUGUAUUCCGGAACUAUACCAACGUCUAUGCCUCCUACGGGAAAACAGCCAUCGCACCUAUGUGGCUCGCUGGCUGGGCGUCCAACGCUUUACCCACCUAUAUGAAGUAA